AGCACAUUUAUUGUAUGUUGGGUUUUAGGUCAAGCAAUGUGUUAAUGUGUGAAGGUGUGGGAGGGUAGUGUAGUGGAGGGCAGCGGUACCCACACAGCCUACUCUGCUGCCUUCAUUGUUACCUCUGUGAUGGAAGACAAGAAAAUGAUAGAGAAAGAAGGGGGAGAGACCCACGUGGUGGAGAACGAAGGAAGACAGACCCACGUGGUGGAGAAUGAAGGAAGACAGACCCACGUGGUGGAGAAUGAAGGAAGACAGACCCACGUGGUGGAGAAUGAAGGAAGACAGACUCACGUGGUGGAGAAUGAAGGAAGACAGACCCAUGUUAUGGAGAAUGAAGGAAGCGAGAUAGGAGCGUCAGAACCUCGUUCAACCUCUAAAAACUCCAAUUUGAGACUAAAAGGUACUGUUGUUCUCAUCAGCUUGUACCUGGUGUUUGGUUAUGGUGCCCAGCUCAUCUGUAAUGUGAUUGGCUUUAUCUACCCAGCCUACUGCAGUAUCAAAGUAAGUGGAACACUAAUUUAUUUCGUUAAACUUUGAAAUUGUCAAUAUUGUGCUGUACUGUAUAUUCAACCUUUGUCUUUAAGGUUUAUAAAUUUAGUAAAGAUCCAAAACCUGUACUAUUGUGAUAUUUUUUUUUUUUUUUUAUUAGAGGAGAUGCAUUGUAAGUUAAAUAUGUAGGAAGAUAUGAUACUGUACCAUAUUCCUAUAGCUAAAAGGUAAAAAUGAUUCUGGAGCUUAAAUGGCUAGUCCUUCCUUAUCCCUUUCAGGGUCCCCAGGCCCCCUCCCAGACUUGUUCUCAGGGUCGCCCAAAUUUAAAAAAAAAAAAAAAAUUCUUGUGAAAAGAUAGAGAAUCUUUUCCCGAUCAUAAUAACACCAAAAGUAUGAAUUUGAUGGGAAACUUACGGAAUUAUGCUCUCGCGAAGUUAGGGGUCUCGGCAAUGUUUACGUAUCGGCGAUUUUUGCCCACUUUGAGCCCUAUUUUUGGCCAAUUCCAUUGUACUAGCCGACAAAAAUCAUUACAGUGGACCCCCGCUUUACGAUCAGCUCUCAAUGCGACCAAUUAUGUAAGUGCAUUUGUACGUGUGUGUUUGGGGGUCUGAAAUGGACUAAUCUAAUUCACAAUAUUCCUUAUGGGAACAAAUUCGUUCAGUACUGGCACCUGAACAUACUUCUGGAAUGAAAUAAUAUCGUAAACCGGGGGUCCACUGUAUUUCACUAGAACUCCAUUUUUUUUCUAUCGAACGAGUACAAGAAAACACCCAUUUACUGAUUUCAACUAUCCAAUAAAGUGGUCAGAAUUUAGCAAUUUCGCCAAUUUCACACAUUUCAAAAGAUGCCAAUUUCCAAAUAGGGCCCAGAAUAAACAAGAAAGACAUUCCUGGCACUAAAAUAAGUUCCUCUGUUCAUUAGUCACGUCCCCACGCCC
This is a messenger RNA of Cherax quadricarinatus, 1429 nucleotides long. The record is from RefSeq and is a predicted model, not a curated record. NCBI's taxonomy places the organism in Eukaryota, Metazoa, Arthropoda, Malacostraca, Decapoda, Parastacidae.